Molecule: messenger RNA, 864 nt
Organism: Ramularia collo-cygni
Lineage: Eukaryota; Fungi; Ascomycota; Dothideomycetes; Mycosphaerellales; Mycosphaerellaceae
Exons: 2
Coding region: 1-864 (287 amino acids)
Source: RefSeq, a predicted model, not a curated record
AUGUCGUCGCCAACCUUUGCAGAGUCAUCCACUGGAGCUGUCAAUGCUCAGUCGAGCUCCGACGCACACCAGCCUCUACCUGACAGCCCUUUGAGUGCUGGCAUGGCUGACCAGCACGACACACUGCCCGCCCUCCCAGAAGUCAAGAAGCCCAAGGUGGUCGCCGCUAAAGUCUUCGCCAUCCCGGAGCUCCUUGAGAACAUUUUGCUGCUCGAGUCUGAGGAUGAUGCUCCUCAGUUUGCUUCCGAUCAGCUAUUCCCGCUUCAGAGGGUCAACAAGCUCUUCAUGAGUGUGAUCGGUAGAAGCACUCUGCUCCAGCAACGCAUGUUCCUCCGUGCAUAUCCCGCCGGAAGCUCCAAGAAGAGGUUCUUGUCGCCUGUGAAAUGGAUGAUGUUUUUUCUGAGGGACUUCGGCCACCGCAUCUUCAUCACCGGACGCGGCGAGACUCUUGAAUUCGGCGUCACUUGCCGCAAGGUCAUGGAGAGCUUGCCUUACACAGGCCCUUCGGAUUGGCUGCGGCCAGAUGCCUCAUGGCGUGGAAUGGUGAUCUACAACAAUAAGGGCGCUGUUCUCCGUGAUGUCACGGUCAAUUCCGAAGGUCACUUUGGCGAUAAUGAUAUCGACUGGGCCGAUUUCAACGAGAACAGCAGACUGGGUGACCUCGCUGAUUGGCUCAUUGAAACAUCGGACUGUCCCAACCACCGGAGCGACUACGAUGAAUACGAGUCGGAGGAGGAAGAUGAGGAGGGCGACGAGGAGAAUGGUGAGGAUAACAAUGAGGAGAGCAAUGAGGAGAGCAAUGAGAAGAGCGAUGGGAAGGACGAUGAGAACGACGAGGAAGACGGAAAUAAUGAAGAGGAAUAG